AUGCAACCAAAGAAAUCAAAGAAAAUGCAACCAAAGAAAUCAAAGAAAAAGCAACCAAAGAAAUCUAAGAAACCUCAACCAAAGAAAUCUAAGAAAAUGCAUCCAAAGAAAUCUAAGAAAAAGCAACCAAAGAAAUCUAAGAAAAUGCAACCAAAGAAAAAGCAAACAAAGAAAUCUAAGAAAACGCAACCAAAGAAAUCUAAGAAAACUAAACCAAAGAAAUCUAAGAAAAUGCAACCAAAGAAAUCUAAGAAAAUGCAACCAAAAAAAUCAAAGAAAAAAAAACCAAAGAAAUCUAAGAAAAAGCAACCAAAGAAAUCUAAGAAAAUACAACCAAAGAAAUCUAAGAAAAUUCAACCAAAGAAAUCAAAGAAAAAGCAACCAAAGAAAUUUAAGAAAACGCAACCAAAGAAAUCUAAGAAAACGCAACCAAAGAAAUCUAAGAAAACGCAACCAAAGAAAUCUAAGAAAAAGCAACCAAAGAAAUCUAAGAAAACGCAACCAAAGAAAUCUAAGAAAAAGCAACCAAAGAAAUCUAAGAAAACGCAACCAAAGAAAUCUAAGAAAAAGCAACCAAAGAAAUCUAAGAAAACGCAACCAAAGAAAUCUAAGAAAAUGCAACCAAAGAAAUCUAAGAAAACGCAACCAAAGAAAUCAAAGAAAACAUUACCAACGAAGAAGAACAAGAAAAAUCUAUCAGAGAAAACAAAGGAAAGAUUGACAAAGAAAGUAAAUAAAUUGCGACCAGGGAAAACGAAGAAAACGCUAUCAAAGAACACGAAGAAAAAUCUUACAAAGAAAGCAAAGAAAAUACAGCCAAAGAAAAUUAGGAAAAUGCAACAGGAAAAAUUGAAGAAAAAACGAACAAAGAAAUUGAAGAAA
This is a messenger RNA of Procambarus clarkii (red swamp crayfish), 882 nucleotides long. The record is from RefSeq and is a predicted model, not a curated record. Lineage: Eukaryota; Metazoa; Arthropoda; Malacostraca; Decapoda; Cambaridae.